ACCACAAGCUAUCGGCUGGUUGUGGCGCCGGCUGGCAGCCAAAGGAGCGCUGGGAAUGUUGUCGUUAGCACCGGCGGCACGGUUAAUACGACCGUCAGCACUGGCGGCGGCAGCAAUAGCUCCAACAGCGGUGGCCUUAAUGUGACCACAAUAACAACAACCAGCAGUGGGUCGCAGGCGCAAUCGUCGUCCGGUGGCCAUAGCAAUGGCACCACCUACAAAAUCGAGAUGCUCGACGACGAUAUGCAGAGUUUGGCGACGGAUGAUGAAGACGAUGAUUUGAUAAGCAGUGAGGGCAGUUUAUAUGAUGGUGAUCUUAAUACAUUAGCCAACGAUGACGUUGCCCAUCAGCUGGCGGCUGCUGGGCCAGUGGGCGUGGCAGCGGCCGCUGCCAUUGCCAGCUCAAAGAAACGCAAACGACCGCACUGCUUCGAAACGAAUCCAUCGGUCCGUAAGCGGCAACAGAAUCGUCUGCUGCGCAAAUUGCGCGGCAUCAUCUACGAGUUUACCGGUCGUGUGGGCAAGCAGGCGGUGGUGCUGGUGGCUACGCCGGGGAAACCAAAUACCAGCUAUAAGGUAUUUGGAGCCAAGCCGCUGGAGGAUGUGCUGCGCAAUCUGAAGAACAUUGUGAUGGAUGAGCUGGAAAAUGCGCUGGCGCAACAGGCGCCACCGCCGCCGCAAGAGGAUCCGUCACUGUUCGAACUGCCUGGCCUUGUUAUCGAUGGCAUACCGACGCCUGUGGAGAAGAUGACGCAGGCACAGUUGCGCGCCUUUAUACCGCUCAUGCUGAAGUAUUCAACGGGACGUGGCAAGCCCGGCUGGGGCAGGGAAUCAACACGACCGCCAUGGUGGCCCAAGGAGCUGCCAUGGGCGAAUGUGCGCAUGGAUGCCCGCUCUGAGGAUGACAAGCAGAAGAUUAGCUGGACACAUGCGCUGCGCAAGAUUGUGAUCAAUUGCUACAAAUAUCACGGACGCGAGGAUCUGUUGCCGACAUUUGCGGACGACGAAGACAAAGUCAACCAGCUUAUCUCACAGUCUGGCGACGAGGAUGAGGACAUGGAGCAGCUAUCCAACACGCCCACCAUACAAACGGUGCAAACGGUGACACCGGCAACCAAUACAAACACCAGCCAACCUCAACAGGUGAACGUGGUGAAGAUCAACAGCGCUGGCACCGUGAUCACAACGCACACGGCGCAAACGAAUACGCCGGCGCCAACGAUCAUCCAGAGCACAAACAAUCAGCAUGUAACCACAACAGCCACGUUGCCGGCAUCCACAAAGAUUGAAAUCUGCCAGGCACCAGCGCCACAGCAGCAGCAGCAGCAACAACAACAACAACAGCAGCACCAUCAGCAGCAACACCAUCAGCAGCAACAGCACCAUCAGCAGCAACAGCAGCAGCAUCAUCAGCAGCAUCAGACAACCAGCGGCAAUACGGUGCACAUACAGGCAGUUAGCCACAGCUCAGCACAGCCGCAGACCAUACAGCUGACAACGGCAAGCGGCACGGCAACGGCCACAGCUGUGCCAACAACAGCAGCCGCUGUAAGUGCAUCAGCAGCGGCGGCGGCUGCCGCAGCGCAAGCUGCACAGCAACAACAAUCGAAUGCAGCGCAAACCGUCACCGCCCAACAGAUAGCCAAUGCCCAAGUUUGCAUCGAGCCCAUAACGCUGAGCGACGUUGAUGUUCGUACUAAUCUGUCUGAACUUUACACCACACAGACUGUGUUGUCGCAAAACGCCGAUGGUACUGUAUCGCUCAUUCAGGUGGAUCCUAACAAUCCGAUCAUAACGUUACCGGAUGGCACAACGGCACAGGUACAGGGCGUGGCAACGCUGCAUCAGGGCGAAGGUGGUGCCACAAUACAAACGGUGCAAAGCCUUGCCGAUGUGAAUGGCCAUGAGAAUAUGACCGUGGAUCUAACCGAGGCGCAGGAUGGUCAAAUCUUUAUCACCACCGAGGAUGGGCAAGGAUAUCCGGUCUCAGUGAGCAAUGUCAUAUCGGUGCCCGUCUCCAUGUACCAGUCAGUGAUGGCCAACAUGCAGCAGUUACAGACGAAUAGUGAUGGCACCGUGUGCUUGGCUCCCAUGCAGGUAGAUAACAGCAACUCAUCCAACAGCUCCAAUAGCGUAACGCGCAGCAAUAGCAACAACAACAACAACAAUAACUGUAGCGUCGGCAGCGGCAGCAGCAGCACGGCUGCUGCGCCAGCUCCGCUGCUGGGCAUCUCAGUUAUCAACGCUAACGCGGUGGUGGGCCGGCGUAUCGCUGCCAGCGGCGCUAGCGUCUCAGCAGCAAUAGCACCAAAUGCCGCCCAACAGCAGCCGUUUACAUUGCAAGCAUUGCCGGGCACUCGCUUUUACUGGACCGCAAGUCCGGCAGGCGGCAGUGCUAGCAGCAGUAAUAUGAGUACCGGUGCUAGCUAUAAUCUUGCCAAUAACAAUAAUAAUAGCAUGCUUACUAAUAACAAUAAUAAUAAUAACAACAACAAUAACAACAAUAGCAUAAAAAUGCCGAUGCCCAUAGUUUUGACAGCACAAGCGACGUCGAGUACGCAGCGGCGUCAUGAAACAAACACUUCGCGAAGCGCAACAGCAGCGCAAAAGCGACGAAAGCUUACCAACAGCAGCGCAAGCGCCAGCAGCAGCAAUAAAGUUGCAAGUUUUCGCAAAAAUGCAAAGGAUGUAACGGUUGCUGCUGCUGUCGCUGCCGCAUCGAGCAGCGCUGCUGCGGCCAUACGUUGUGUAGACAGCGCCAGUCUGACAAAUGCGACCGGCGCGCAUCUGCAGCUACCAGCUAAAACCAUUAAAGAGGAGCAUUUGGAAUAAACUUACAUUAGCCACUGUAGCAACACGCACGCACACACACGCACGCACACACACACGCACGCACUUGCCACAUACAUCCCCUUCCUCAACCCAAAGCUAGCUACUAUUGCACAUAUCUAAUCUAGUCAAAGCGGCGCUGCAUGCACACACACAAACACACACACACACAAGAACCACUUGCCAUUUUUACUUACAUUUAAACAAACAAACAUAGCUGUACAUACAAACAAACACACACACACACACACACACAUGCAUACAAACAUAUAAACAAAUGCAAACAAUUGUGAAUGCCGACAAAUACCAAAAAUCAAAAAGAAAACAACAUAUUAAGCUUGCAAUAAUUUGCCUUAGUAAUCGAUAUGUAGCAUAAUUGAUAAGAAUAAAACAAAAUAUAUAUUUAACACCGUACUAACAAAAGCCCCCCACACUGAAUUUAAAGUGAGCCAAAAAUCAAACAUGUUUAAUAUUGAAACACUGAAACCAAAAA
Drosophila virilis is the source of this 3322-nucleotide messenger RNA. NCBI's taxonomy places the organism in Eukaryota, Metazoa, Arthropoda, Insecta, Diptera, Drosophilidae. The record is from RefSeq and is a predicted model, not a curated record.